Messenger RNA from Medicago truncatula (barrel medic), 658 nucleotides. The record is from RefSeq and is a predicted model, not a curated record. NCBI's taxonomy places the organism in Eukaryota, Viridiplantae, Streptophyta, Magnoliopsida, Fabales, Fabaceae.
CCUAGUUAUUACAUUACAAGUUACAUCUAACAAAUAAUAAACCAUGUCAAUGAGAUUAUCUAUUAGAACCCUCAUUAUUCUUGCUCAUGUGUGUCUCUUUAUAACGACAACAACAAUAGCUCAGUUUGUCUUGGACACAGUCGGAGAACCCGUUGAAGGCGACGAAGAAUACUUCAUCCGUCCAGUUAUCACAAACAAAGGAGGACGUUCCACUAUGGUCAGCAGAAAUGAAUCAUGCCCUUUACAUGUUGGUCUUGAGCUCACUGGCUUAGGACGCGGGCUGGUUGUCAAAUUCACACCAUUUGCUCCCCAUCAUGACUUCGACGAUGUUAGGGUUAACAGAGACUUGAGAAUAACAUUCCAAGCUUCAUCAAGUUGUGUACAAUCAACAGAAUGGAGAUUAGGUGAGAAAGACACCAAGAGUGGAAGAAGGUUGAUUAUCACUGGGACAGAUAGUGCUACCAAUGGAUCAUAUGGUAACUUCUUUAGGAUUGUAGAGACCCCACUUGAAGGUAUGUAUAAUAUACAAUGGUGUCCUACAGAGGUAUGUCCAAGUUGUAAAUUUGAAUGUGGAACUGUUGAUAUGUUGAAUGAGAAUGGUAAGAUUUUGUUGGCCCUAGAUGGUGGUCCCCUCCCUCUUGUUUUCCAGAAAGAAUAA